AUGAGUCAGGGUCUAGACACUCCAGUGGCUUUGGAACUAUUUUGCGAAAUAUUGGAAACGUUAAGUGAAAGACCAAUAAAUGGUAUUGUAUUGCUGAGUUGGUCUCGUUCGGAUAUAUUAUCUCUUAUGUUGAGCAUAGUGUCACUUAUUCUUAUAUCAUGUUCUGUCGCUUCAUACCGAUAUUCCUCCAGCUACUCCUGGAUAUCGAUUGCUGGGGAUUUGCUAUUUGUCCUCUUGUCAAGUAGCCUUUUGUUCUUGACGUUCUUAACGCAUUAUAAAAGGAUAAUUUCAUCUUGUACAAAGUUUAAAACAUUCUUAAGAUCUUCCGUCACUUAUCUUAGAAAUUUGAACCCGAAUAUGCUUUCAUAUUCACCGUGUAUAAAUGGACUUUUAAAUGAGAUGGUUGGUUUAGAUACCCACCUUACUAUCCGAGAUGGAAAAGUCGUGGUUUUGCCUGCUGUUUUGCUUGUUCCAGGUGAUGUUAUUAUUAUUAAACCAGGUCAGACAAUCUUCGCUUUCUGCAAACAAAUAAAUGAAAAUCACAUUUACUUUCCGGGUGAUGUUUAUGUCCCUCACAAACUCAGUUGUAACCUGAUACCUACCUCGUUUACAUCCAUUCAAAAAUCAGAUGAGUCUGUGGUAGCCGUUGUCAUCCAUUCUCCUUUGGCUUCUUACCUUGGUAUUGCUUCUAGAUCAAGAGUUAAAAAUGGUUAUACGUUUCAACCGCUUGCUUAUAAAGUUGUGAAUACUGCAGUUUGGAUUUCUUUAAUUAUCAAGUGUUCUAUAACUUUCAUUUUUCUAACUUCAAUAUUUAUUUGCGCAUUACCUAUUGGCGAUCUUAGUCAUCAGUCUUAUCGUUUGCUAAUCUGGUUUGCCCACACUCUUGGUGUUGUUAUUGCUUCUUCAAGCUUCUCAUUGUAUUUCAUAUGGAUGGUUGCCACUGCUGUUGUCACAUUCCACUUCCAGAAUGUUCUUUCUAACGCUCAGGAUCAUUUAAAACUUAGUGGUGGGGAUGACAUCAAAUCCCCCCAUAUAUUUUGCCAACCCAACAUGUCUAAGGUUUCCAAAGCAAAUGCGUUAACCUUUAACUCGCUUAUCUCCAAUCUUCGCUACUUUGGCUUUAUGUUUUACUUUCAGACGAACGUAGAUAUGGAAAAUAUUGUACUUACUUUGGGAACACUAAGUUCCGUGUGUUGUAUCAACCAAGAAGGUGUUAUAAGUCAGUCGUUACCAACUCCAGAGAAAAUGUUUUUCUUCCAUAGACGCCACCACAAUCAUCACCAUCAGGAGAGUUUUGGUACAAACAAGUCUCGAAGUGUUGUCUAUAAAUCAAACUCAAAAGCGGAAGAACGUUUGGAACAUCAAAAUUCUAAAUCAGGACAGCUAAACAUGUCGGGUUUUCCGCUCACAAAAAAACAAUGUGUUGAACUUAAUCAAGGAGAACUUUACAAGACUCAAAGUCCCAUCCAAAAUCAGCUACCUACUAACUGUGAUCCUAAUGAGACACCUGGUUUUCAACGAAGUGCUGUGUUUCCACUAGGCAGUUGUAUUGCACCGGUAGUUCUAGACUUACGAACCGAUUUUUAUCGACCCUUUUUAUCGCAUUUCGAAAAGCCGCGCUGGGAUCGUUUCCUUUCAUCGCUUAAACCAAUAGGUUUAUCGAUUCUUCUCAACAAUUGUCACUCUGCUAUUGCGAAACAAAGAAUCGGCUUUUUUGAAAAAGUAAAUGCAACUCAAAAAUAUUUCGAUUCUUCAUCAUGUAUUACUGCACUGCCGCUUACUUUCUGUCUGUGUGGUCUUGCCAGCCAGAUAGGAUUUCGUGAUGGUGCCUUAAGUGGUUUUGGUACUCAUGGAUGCUUGGGUGCUUAUUCCAUUUGCUCAGCUGCAUAUGCUACUAAUUCUAACGCUACUGAUGUAAAAAGUAAAUUAUCUUCCGAAGAAAUCCUUCCGACAAAAGAAAACACAAAUUAUGACCGAAUUCAUUUGGCUUAUUGCUUUAGCUCUGUCUUCUCUGAUCCAAAUAUCCAAGGUGGUUAUCAACUGCUGUCUCAAGGUACUGGUGAUAUUCUUGCUAGCUUGUGUUCUGAUGUUUGGGAUGGGCGGGAUAUUGUACCACUGUCAGACAGAGAACGUGAACUAAUCUUGGGGUUCCACAAUCGUCAUCUGUCGUCUGCAUACUGUAUUGGAUUCGCUUAUUCUCCGUUGGUUGAUAAAAUUGAGGAAUCUUAUAGACUGUUGUUGGGUAAUCUCCCUAGUUCGUCAGAUAUCUUCAUGCUUCGUUUACCAGGAUGUGAUGAUAUUUCAUCAGUAAUACAGCGAAAGGUAUUUGAACACCUGGUUUGCAGUCGAUCAUAUUCAAAUCGUUCUCCACUACCGCGUGUUACGGACAAUAUUAACAGUAUCAGUCCCAUUUAUAACAGGAUUGUUCAUGACAGUGAUAUUUCUAGAAGAUCUCAAGCUAUUUCAAAACCCAACAGACCACGUAAUUAUCAACUAAAAUUUAUAAAGGAUAUGAAAAACGUCGGUUUUAAUUCAUUCUCUAAAUAUUGGCAGCAUACCGAUCGAAAAAAAGAAAAGUAUGAUAAAACGAAAGGAACGUAUUCAAAUGAUAAACUUCUAAAACAUUCACCGUCUAAGAGAAGUGAUAGAUUUUCUAGAAAACAUCGAAUUGACCAUAAUCGAAUAAAUAGUAAUUUUGGUGAGUGUGAUAGUAACUGUUUGGUUUUGAAUGAAUUUCCAAAUGCUAAUUUUGUUUCGGAAACUGAUGAUCAUUGCAAAAGUAACGCUGAUAACUUGGAUCAUGAUAAGAAGAGUAAUGUACGUAUUGAUCAGAAAGAAGUGGACAAUAUACUGUAUAAUCAAAUAUUCUUAGGUCUAAUAAGUAUGCAGUAUCAGGCAAAUCCUCAAGUUGUGAAGUCCAUUAAACAACUUCAUCAAGCUUGUAUACGAUUUGUACAUUUUUCUCGAGAAAAUGAACUUCGAAGUAGAGUGUUCGCUGAACGUUUGGGCUUAGAAUGUGGUUGGAAUUGUCAUAUAUCGCUUAAGAGUCCUAAUCCUGUUAGUAAUCGCAAAUCCGUUGAUCUGCCUAAAGAAUGCCGUAAAAGUAAUAAAUUUUCAUUUGGAACUGAUUUGUUCGUCACUGAAGGAAAAUACUUUGUUGGUUCUCAUCAGACUAAGCGAUGGUCAAGUUCUCCGGCACUAGCAACGUCAUAUCUUUCAAAAUUCGGGUCCACAUCUGAUCCACAGUUCUUUCAAUCUACUCCAUUUCCUGAGUAUUGUGAAGCAAACUAUUUGAAAUCAAUCUCUCCAUGUUUGAAUUUCCGACAAAUUUAUUCUGACUUCGAAUCUUCAUGCUCUCAUGAUCACAUUAACAAUAAUUUCACUCAUGCUGUAUCUGCCAGUUACCUUCAGCAGAUUCGUUCAAACGAAAUCGGUCCAAAGGAAUCAUUCGGGUCAUAUCACUUGUCUACGUCAAGUAAUUCAACUAGUUCUGUAUCGCUCUCAGUAGAUGGACGAAGCAACAAUUCUGAAGAAUUAAAAUUGUCGGAAUUGUUGGUCAGGGACAAGUCCCGACUGCCAUGUGGAAUCGAUAGCAUACGCCCACAUUUAGAAAAUAUCGAUAACGUUCCAUUACAAGUAUCGUUGUUUACUGAUUGUACACCUAAAGCUGUUAGUGAAAUGAUUCAAAUAAUGAAAGAAUAUGGCGAUACUGUUUGCUUGAUUGGAAGCUGUUAUUCAUUAACUAACUAUGCAUUGUUUCAACAAAGUGAUGUAGCUAUUGCUGUGAAGCCUAUUCUACCCUACUCAAAUUGUCGAUUUGCAAAUUCUAAGUUCAUUGUUUCGAAUCAAUCUGUCGAUCUGUUAACAAGUGAUCUCCAGUCAGAAGACUUUAGUUGUUCGAAAAAAAACUUAACUUCCACACAUCAAGAAAGUGGUACUACAAAUUUUAAUACAUUCGAUAUUGCUGCACAUCUUGUACACUUAGUUACACCUUGUCUUUUGGAUAUAGAGAAAACAGGAUUUCAUGUUUACGAUCUUAUUGUUGAGGCUCACGCCAGCGUUAAUAACCUCUAUCAUUGUUUGGUGUUCAGUUCAACAACUCCUUUAGCAGUUGGUUUGCUACAAUUAUUACUAUUAAUAACCGGGUUGCCUACACGACCGGUUGUUUUGCUAGAUGUGCGGUCAAAUCUUCAACAAGGUGAAUUAAUUUGGCUGCCUGUGGAACCAUUUCGAUCAGUUAUUUUUGGUUCAAGUGAAAUUUUUGGUAAUUUAAGCAAAACUGAUAAGUACACUAACAUUAAUUUGUUACAUUACAGUUCGGAUUGGAAUUUAGAACCAAGCUUUAGCAUUGGUCAAUUAUUUUGGCUACUUUUCAUUGUCAUUCCAUCUUUAACAUUAUCUUUAAUUGAUAGGCGAGUUGAAAGAAACCAACCGUUACGUGAGCCACCGAUUAAGCGUAAUAAACUAUUUACUAAGAAGAGAUGCUUACGCUUUACUUUAGUGACUUGUUCUCGUUUCAUACCGUCACUGUUAAUUUGUCUAUUCUGCGAAAUCGGUCAUCUUUUAUGGGCUCAACAGCUUGAAGAUUGUCACCGAUCAUUUCACAGUAUUUAUAUAAAUAAGUUUAAUGAAACAAAUCCCCUAAUUAACGAUUCUAAGACAUAUACUAAAACGCUAUCAUCAUCUUAUGCCCUUCAAGAAUCAUGUCUGUCUAAAUUGUCCAUAUUAAUAUACAGUUUGAAGGAUUUAAUCUUCUAUCAGUUAAUCAUGUACCUAAUUGUUAUAUCAUUUUCUUAUGCCAAUUAUGGUCAAAGAGUAUGGAAAUUCCGAUAUUCUACAAAUCCUUCUUGGUGCAUUGUCUCUAGUCUAAUAUGCAUUCUUCAUUCAGUUUAUAUGAUUAUCCGCUUGUCCGUCGUUAAUUCUUCUUUAAGAUUAACAAGUUGGCACGUUUUAUCUCCAGUCAUAUCGGCAUUUGGUUUUACCUGGUGCAUUUUGCUAUUGUUUAUUAAUGACUUCAUAUCAUGGAGAGAAAAUCGAGCUAUUCUGACAGAACAUCGCUUGUCUAGACUUUACUUCAAUACAAAGUUGGGUAUGUAUUCACCCGUUUGAAUUCACCAAAUUCUCAUCUCUGGAAUAAAAGGAAAUUUUUCAGUGGUUUUCUUUUCUUUUACUUUUCUGUUUUAUAGUUAUGCUAAUAAACUUAUGACUCAUAAUUAAACUUUGACUUUUACACUGUAAUCAAUGCACGAAGUGAUAUAUUUGAAAUUAACGUACAGUUAUCUCUAAACAACAAUGAACCUGG
This is a messenger RNA of Schistosoma spindalis, 5302 nucleotides long. Lineage: Eukaryota; Metazoa; Platyhelminthes; Trematoda; Strigeidida; Schistosomatidae. The record is from the annotation of a GenBank genome assembly.